GAUCCUCUUCAUGGGCUCGCCAAACCCGAAUUCGCCUAUGCAAGUGUUGCAGAUAAAAAAGGUCUCAUUCCUAUACAGUUACGGCGUAUGUCCUCUCAGGCCGUCUAUUUUGCGCGCUUCCUGCCUCGACUGUGCAUGAUUGGGUUGGCAGUUAGUCAUCCUCACGUGUUUUACACACAUUCACGUCUACGGCGUGAUUUGUCCAUUGCUGACGAACGUUUUUGAAUGAGUUACUACCGUACCUUGUGACACGCUCAAGGUCUUGCAAUAGCUGCCUCAGGUCCUGUACGGAUGAAUAACUGACCACGUGCUAGAUCCUGCUAGAAGAAACCUACACUAAGUGAUUUCCGUACAAGACGCGUACAAGCCAUCUACAGAUAAAUCCCAUACAGUUAACCAGGAAGCGACUUACUGCGCUUCUAUUAUCUACCAAUGGCGCACCGGCUGUUUCAUGGAUUCUAUGUACUCGCACUGUAGGGCUUGUUAUCAGCAGCUAGCUGCGUAAUAAAGAACAAAUCCGGAAAAUGUGGCGGAAGAUAGAGAUAUUAAUGCAUCAGCUAAUAUUCCACUAGCCUUCUCUCCAGUUUUGCCAACUAAACUUUAUCAUAAGGCACCGCCCCUUAAGAGUGAGAUAAGCUGUGCAACGCGGCCUCUUGUGGCCAUUCGAAAUACAUCACGGUACUAUUCAGUUCACACCGAUCACUAAUGGAUAAAGGAAGCGCAAUCCCUCAGCAGAAUACUGAAUACAACAUCUCCCAGCAUUCAAAAUGGACGUAGGACGCAGCAACAUGGCAUUAUCCGAUGAAGCAAUCACGAUGAAGAACGCAGGCCCCGAUGGAAAUCGGUUGCGUAAAGCAGGAUGCGCGGAAAUCCGCGCUAAUGACGCUAUCCAGCCGUGUUCAUUAACUGAGUUGCGUUAACCCGUUUUGUGUUUUGGUGUUUGUCGUUGAAAAAGGAACGUUAAAUGGCCGGGUCGCAACUUCGAGCCCUAUCUACCUGCCAAGGGAUAGUUGUGUAUUUAUAGAGUAGUAAUUGUUAUCGUCAUUGUUUGUGUUUUUCAACACUAAGAUCCGUAUCGAAGAUCAACGAACUGCUUGCACACAACCGCAACGAUGGGAUCGUUUACAGAAGACACCAUGUUACAAAUCGAAUACACUUGGAUUCACAUAGAACGGACAACGAUAGUAUAACAGCCCUAUGGCAAAAAAAACAUACGCAGAGCGGCCAGGACUACAUUAAUGUAGAAAGUUUCACUGCUCCGUUAUUCUCUUCCUUUUCGUGAGUGUCAUCUUUUUAUAACUAUUAUUCAGGCCGUUGUCGGAUUUUUUGCCAACUCGAACGACGAAUUCCACAACAAUAUCGCUGCCGUCUUGUGGUACCGUCUCCAUAUACAAGCUCUUCGUUCGUGCGAUUUUUCGCAGGAGCUAAAAUUGACGCAUUCCAAACGACAUCGCUAGCAGAAUAACCUCCGAGUGACAGCGACCAAGCAGAUCGAUCGGGGUACGAACACUUUGGUUUUAGUCAAAAAGCCAGGAAGCGAAUCACCUGAAUCUUUCUAGUGCAGGCCUCAUUACUGUACCUUUUAGCUUUUUCGUUCGCCUCCUGCAUCUCUUGCGCUUUUUCUAAAUAUGCAAGGACGAAAUGCUGCCACUAUCAGAGCAGUCUAGCUUACACACAUCAGCACACAGCAAGCUCAUCCCCAAAGCAAAAUUCCGCGCGCUUCACAGCAUCAGCAGCAGCCGCAGUAGCAACAACAACAAUAACAACCUCGGCAGCAAUAACAGAAGCAACAGAAACAGCAUCAGAAGCAAGACCAACAGCAUCCCCUACACAGCAAGUGCCACAGACCAGCACUCAUAUCAACAGUGGCAGGUUGAUACCGCCUGUACUAACUUGCUGUACCUGUAGCGUUUCUCUUCGAUUUUUCAUCCUCUUCGGCAGCUUCGAGCUACUCAGUCCGCUUCUCGACUGUUGCUAGUUCUGAUGCUGCUGCCGCCGCAGCUGCCGCUGGUGCUAGAGCUGCCGCAGUCACGACGACAUCGCUUCAGCAAAGUGAGGCGGGUCGCCGCUGCUUUCAGCCGGUUCCCUUUCUCUGAGCAUGCCAGGCGCCAGAUCGCGCUGUGCCGUCGACAGGGGUGGACGUCCGCUGCUGUGAAGCAGACAUUAACUACGAAGAGAAUACGAUUGAAUCACCCACAACGAGGAAUAGGCUGUACAGCCUGGCAGAACAAGCAUUGUUUAUCAACAGUAUCAUGUUAGGUUGCUGGAUCAGUAGGUCAUUAUGAAUAACAACCUGUUGCUCCUGAGCACCUGACUAUCUAAAUGGCCCAAGAUCGACAAGGGUAACUAACGCUUAUACAACAACGCCUUGGAUUUGAUUUGGUGCGAUUAUCGUUCAAUUGGGAUUUUACGUUCAAGUUAGAGAGUGCUUUGGAGGGGUCAUUACUGGAGUGUGCCUUGUGUGUAAAGUACGUUUAGAGAUUAUAUCGAGUGGAUUGUUCGUAAAUUUUGGUUUAUCGUGUUUGUUAUCCAACGCGUUGGUAAAGCCACUGUGCCCUUCCGCCAAAGGAUUUCAAAGAAGGAUUCGCUCCUACUAAGGAGAAUGUGGUGCUAAGGAUACACUCCCUAUUUUGGAAUCGUUCAUCGGCGAAGAGUCGAGACACUUACGGUGGAGCCACGAAACAACCCGACGGAGCGGAGAAUCCGUCGAGACACGUCGAAGAUGUUAAUACUAGCGUUGGGCACCGUGCUUUACGCCACCCUAGCUGUCACUUCACCAGGUACGUGUAUAGCACGAGUUGCACGGAUAUUACAACGGAGGCUGUUUCGCAAUAUUUGUUAUUUUGUAAAUUCAUUGGAGGAACAUGAUCUGCGAGAGGGUGAUAAUGUCGUUCUCGAAUGUCCCCGAAUCAACAAAUACACACCGGAACGGAAUGCGGUUCUAUUCUGGACACGAAAACUAUCAGGUCAAACUACGAGCAAUGCUGCGGUCGGGGACACGUCUCUGGAGACCGGUUACACCGUGACCCUCGAAGAGGAUAUGUACAAGCUGGAAAUUGAUGACACACGGUAUGAACGCGAUGACGGAGUGUUUCGUUGCGAAGCUAGAGAAAAAGGCACAGGGAAAAUUAUGUACGCAAAGGAGCAUCGCGUCACCAUACUGAUGGCGCCCGGUGAGCCGAAAAUUCGUCCAUCACCGCUGCUAACCGAAGAGGGAAAGACGUAUAAUCUGACUUGUUCGUCGGUCGGAGGCAGUCCCGAUCCCGAUAUCAUGUGGGUCAAGGACGGUCAGGAGGUUCCGUCUGAACUUAAACAAGGCGGUCAACGCGAUAAUCCGACAAAAGCUAUCCUCACUGUGAUACCGACCAAAAAUGAUGAUCGAGCACAAUAUACUUGCAUGGUACGCAGCCGAGCUCUGCCUUCGGGAACGCACCUCGACUCCAAAGUAACCCUCAGGGUGUCGUACGCCCCGAAGGUAUCUGUUGGUGAAGAGGUCCUCCGAGUGAUGCAAGGAGAGAACGCUGUACUGAACUGCAAGGCUGAUGCCAAUCCAGAGGUCCGCAACAUAAAGUGGUAUCGUGGUAAGCAACUGGUAAGCAACAGUGGUUCUCACGUUCUUAAGGCAGUGACCCCGGAUGACUCUAAUGAGUACACAUGCAUUGCACAAAACGGUGUCCUGCCCGAUGGCCAAGCUACAGUACGUUUGGAUGUUCUUUAUGGACCCCGAGUGCGAGUUCCAUCGGAGCGUGAAGCUAAUGAAAACGAUCGGGUCAUGGUUAUCUGCGAAGUCGAAUCCAAUCCCGAACCGUCGAGAAUUUACUGGAUACGUGAGGGUGACGACUUCCGUCAAGAAGGGCCAGUUCUGAACAUCGAACCCGCGAUGCCCAGGGAUACCGGCCUUUACUUUUGUGUCGCCGAGGUUGCUAUGGUUCCGUCAACUAUGAGUCGGCAAAACUUCGAGUCAAAGGUGGUAGGAAACGCAACCCUUCAGCUUAACGUCAAGCACGCACCUGGAGACACCCGUAUUCUGCCCGUCCAACCAAUUGCUGUUGUGAACAAAGCAUUUACCCUCGAGUGCACUUCGGAUCCAAAGGGUUAUCCUCAGCCUUCUUAUCGCUGGUGGCGUGAGGGUAGCAAACAUACCGUUCUGUCAGAGCUACCAAAUUAUACCAUCGUGAACGUACACCAAAGUCAUGAAGGCACUUACUAUUGUCAACCGUCAAAUCGUUUGGGAGAAGGUACCAUAGCGAAAAUUGACCUGCAGGUAAACGAGGCUGCCACGAUCACCAAGCCACUACGAUCACAGAAUGUUCACAGGACCGGGGAUACCACCCAGCAAAUGACCUGCCAUGCCAAGGGCAAGCCAAAGCCUUAUGUUCGUUGGACUCAUAACGGACAGAACAUUUCGGCCGCCGAUCAGCGCUUCAGCGUGGCCACUAACGAGAAGGCCGAAAGCAACAAGGCUGUUACCGUAAGUUCAUCCCUAACGUUUGUCGAGCCGUUAACCGCAAACGAGCGUGGCAAAUAUGCCUGCCAUUUCAGCAAUGGUUUUGGUGACGAGGCGACAUCGGAGAUGAUUUUGCGGGUCGAACACUCACCUGAGGUUCGCCACACGUACAAUCGCGUAGCAUUUGAUAUUGGCGACAAUGCUAUUCUUGAAUGUCGGAUGCAGGCCUACCCGGAGCCGACUUUCGAAUGGAUGUACCGCGGCCGUAUUCUCGAUUCGUACAAGCAAUACUCAACCAAUCGGACCGACAAUGGUGAUGAUAUAUAUACUGGCCUACUGAGCAUAGCAAAGAUCAAAGAAGAAGACUACGGUGAUUACACUUGUCGUGCGUACAACCAGGUUGGACAGGACAAGAAAACGAUCAUUAAGCUCGUGAAGAAAAGCCAACCGGACAGGCCGACCGAUGUGACCGCUAUGGAUAUUCAGUCGGACCGUGUAACACUGGUCUGGAAACCAGGAUUUAACGGGGGUUACAGAGACACGCAGUUUGUUGUGAACUUCGUCGAUGCUAACAACGAGCAAAGGGAAAAGAAUGAAUCUUGUCAUCAAUCAAACCCCUGUACCGUCAGUGGCCUUGAGCCGCUCGCCCGAUACACGUUCAAGGUGCUGGCAUCGAAUCCUCGUGGAUUCUCGGAAUACUCAGAGCCGGCGCACGUCCUGACGAAGUUGGCCCUUAAGGAGAUGCCCCGCCCGGUCAUGGCACAGUACGAUAGCACCAAUGGGAUGGUAUAUAUUAGCAUGAAUGAUCUGCCGCAUCAAGCAUCGCUUGAACACUUCGCUAUUCGGCUUGAGGCUCGUAUUCGGGGAGAAGAGAACUGGCAAAUGCUUCGUGAGGGCAUACCUGUUGACUCUAGCCAAUCACAGGUCGAAGUAGAUGCGUCCGCCGAUCAGAUCGACCCGAAUCAGUUGUCCGAUGUGAGAGUGAUGGUAUGUUUGCAGAGCAACCUGACGUGGUGUGGAGACGCGCGUCUUGCUGAACCCUUCAACCAUGAAAACUGGAUUUCAACACAGGCAGCAAAUUCGUCCUUGUCGACAAUUUCUAUGAUUGUGACAAUCUGUGUCGGACUCGGCCUGUUCUGUGUUGUCCUUGUGCUUCUGUGCUGCUGCUGGAAGCGACACUCGAGCAGUCAACAAACUGAAAAGAAAGACUACAACGCCCAAUUAAACUCUACGAUAGCCAGUACCCAACCACCAUGUUAUUUUGACACAAUGACUAAGUCAGGUAUCGUCGAAACCGCAAUGGACGAACCGGUCAAGAGUAACGGAGCCGUUCCUGGAGCUGAACAGCCAGUCAAUGGUGGCUUUGCACAUGCUCACCCUCAGUACCUCGACCAUGACCCGAUGUAUGGAACUAUGAUGAAUACAAACGACUACUACAUUGGCAAGCAAGACGCUUAUUCUCCUUACGACCCGAACCCCGGAUACUUCGCCUACCCAGGUGAUCACGGAUUGGCUGAAAACGGCAUGCAUUAUGAUGUAUCGGGUCUGCCGAACCCUUACGGAACGACAGAUGACCUCGUCCACGGGCACUACUUAGGUCAUACACCAAACCCAAUGGGUGGACAGCACGCUGACCAGCAGGUUAACUGCAACGAGUCCGUUGAUUCAGUACAGACCAAUGGUCAGCGGAGGGUGGUUCGAGAAAUCAUUGUAUGAGCAGACGAUAGCAAGAA
Messenger RNA from Varroa destructor (honeybee mite), 6180 nucleotides. RefSeq names its product neural cell adhesion molecule 1-like. Gene Ontology annotation, biological process: cell-cell adhesion. Gene Ontology annotation, molecular function: cell adhesion molecule binding. Gene Ontology annotation, cellular component: plasma membrane; cell-cell junction. The record is from RefSeq and is a predicted model, not a curated record. Lineage: Eukaryota; Metazoa; Arthropoda; Arachnida; Mesostigmata; Varroidae.